AUUUUUCUUCUCAUCAAACCCAAAAAAUAAACUUUUUUUCUUUUGAACUUAUGAAAAAGUUUCCAAUUUAACCGAUCACAAAGCUCAGUAUUUACACUCAAUGCCACUCGUCUUCACACUUUCUCUUUUCUCUCUCCCAAUUCCUCAAUCUCUCUCCCUCGAUCUCCCAAAAUCUCUCUCUUUCUCUGUUAGUUUUUUUUUAUUUCUUCUGCUUCUGGGUUUUUUUCUCCGUUAACUGUAGUUGGGCUAGGGUCUUGAGCUCCGUUCCUCGAUAAUGGCGGUUUCUUUGAGAAGAAAGCUCGUGUCUUCCUUCUAUUAAAAAAGCUAACUUUCCCCUUUUUUAUACUAACUUUCAAAAUGGGAAAUUUCUGAAAAAUGUGUUGCAAGUUAAGCUUGUGAAAGUUUCGAUUUUUCGUUUUGGGGUUCUUAAAUUUUAGGACAAUUAUUUAACUUUUUAAAGAUUAUAGGAUAAUUAUUAUCCGUUGGGAGUAAAUUGGAAGCUAAGUUAGUGUAUCUCUUUGAUCUGUUGUAAAGUUUGGUGAGCAAUGAAUCGAAGUUUUAGGGCAAAAGAGUCUCUAUUGCUGGAUUCAGCAGAGAGACAAAGGCAACAGCUUAGGGCUUCUAUGAUGGCUGAGAAAGAUGAAGAGCUUUCUUUGUUUCUUGAGAUGAGACGCCGUGAGAAAGAGCAGGAUAAUCUUCUUCUUAACAAUAACCCUGAUGAGUUUGAAACUCCAUUAGGUUCAAAGCAUGGAACUUCGCCGGUGUUUAACAUCUCAAGUGGUGCUCCACCAUCUCGGAAGGCUGCUCCUGAUGAUUUUCUCAAUUCUGAAGGCGAUAAAAAUGACUAUGAAUGGUAACUUUUUGAUCACAAACUUUCAUGUUGCGACGCUAUGGUUCAUUACUUCAGUAACAUAUUCACCGGUGAUGGUUUGAAUUUUCUUAGCCACCUUAAGUGCAGGCGGUUUAAGUAUUCUUUGUGAUAGUAUAGUUACUGAUUUGCUGUAUCUUAACCAUGAGGUUCUGAAGUAAUAUAUGUGUGGUAGUUUUGUUUCCUUGAAAUUGUGUUGUUUCUUCACAUUACAUCAUUCUGUAUAAGGCAUGUGUUUAAUCUAAUAGACUCGAAUUUGGUGUCACAAUUUGGAACCCUUUGUUUGUGAGGUGUGCGAGUCUUGCACUGAAUUCUUAUCAAGUUUAGAAUUUUGCUGCAUAAGGUGUUCAUCAUUCCAGCAUCUCUGUUUACCUCUUCUUAGACAUUCAUAUACUUUCUUGAACAAUAUAUCAUUUAUCUGUUUAUCAUUUCCACCCUAACUUCUUCUUGUCUUUCGAAGGCUUCUGACCCCUCCAGGUACGCCUCUAUUUCCAUCGCUGGAGAUGGAAUCACAUAGGACUAUGAUGAGUCAGACUGGUGAUUCAAAGAGUCGCCCGGCUACAUUGACUUCCAGACUGGCAAAUUCCUCAACAGAGUCUGCUGCAAGGAACCAUCUAACAUCUAGACAACAAACUUCUUCUCCUGGAUUGAGCUCUUCCAGUGGAGCAAGUCGAAGACCUUCAUCAUCUGGAGGACCUGGAUCAAGACCUGCCACACCCACUGGAAGAUCAUCAACACUGACGGCAAAUUCAAAAUCCUCAAGGCCUUCAACACCCACUUCGCGAGCCACUGUCUCCUCAGCUACUCGACCUUCUUUGACUAACUCGAGGUCCACAGUAUCUGCAACGACUAAGCCCACGCCUAUGAGUAGGUCAACAAGUUUAUCAUCAUCUAGGCUCACACCUACUGCAUCUAAGCCGACUACCUCAACUGCUAGAUCUGCUGGUUCAGUAACUAGAUCUACCCCUAGCACCACCACAAAAUCUGCAGGUCCUUCAAGGUCCACCACACCUCUGUCAAGAUCUACUGCCAGAUCUUCAACACCAACUUCAAGACCCACACUUCCUCCAUCUAAAACCAUAUCAAGGUCAUCUACACCAACUCGCCGUCCAAUUGCUUCUGCAAGUGCUGCAACUACUACAGCAAAUCCCACAAUAUCCCAAAUCAAGCCUUCUUCUCCAGCGCCAGCAAAGCCUAUGCCAACACCAUCUAAGAACCCUGCUUUAUCUCGUGCAGCAUCUCCUACAGUGAGGUCAAGACCAUGGAAGCCGUCAGACAUGCCUGGUUUCUCAUUAGAAACUCCUCCAAAUCUAAGGACAACAUUACCCGAAAGGCCACUUUCAGCGACAAGAGGCAGACCUGGAGCUCCAAGCUCUCGUUCUGGUUCAGUUGAGCCAGGGGGCCCUCCAGGAGGAAGACCAAGAAGGCAAUCAUGUUCACCAUCAAGAGGAAGAGCACCAAUGUACUCUAGUGGUAGCUCUGUUCCUGCGGUUAAUCGUGGAUAUUCCAAAGCCAGUGACAAUGUUAGUCCGGUGAUGAUGGGAACAAAAAUGGUGGAGAGAGUAAUAAACAUGCGGAAACUUGCUCCACCCAGAUCAGAUGACAAGGGUUCUCCUCAUGGUAACUUGUCUGCAAAGUCUUCAUCACCCGACAGUGCAGGAUUUGGAAGAACGCUCUCCAAGAAGUCCCUUGAUAUGGCAAUAAGGCAUAUGGAUAUACGUAGAACUAUUCCAGGGAACCUGAGACCACUAAUGACGAAUAUUCCAGCAUCAUCAAUGUACAGUGUGAGGUCUGGACAUACACGUGGUAGACCGAUGAAUGUUUCAGACUCUUCUCCACUAGCAACAAGCAGCAACGCAAGCUCAGAGAUCAGUGUCUGCAACAACAAUGGCAUUUGCUUAGAGGCAAGUGAAAAGGAAGACGACGCAGGCAGCGAGAGAGGUUGCAGGUCCCCUGCAAGCUUACAAGGGAGAUGAAGGAAGAAAGAAGAAAAGCCUUUUGUAAAACGUUCACAUUUGAGAUUCUCUUUUAUUGUUUGUGAGUUUUAAUUAUCACACGAGUUUGAUAAUGAUGAUAUGUGAAGUAGCGUUUUGAUGUUUUAUGUAAACCUCUCCACUCUCGUCUCUACUUUAACCCUAAAAUGGAUGGAUCCUUUAACCGA
Arabidopsis thaliana (thale cress) is the source of this 3029-nucleotide messenger RNA. RefSeq names its product flocculation FLO11-like protein. Bases 1372 to 2844 code for a protein of 490 amino acids. The record is from RefSeq and is marked reviewed. The transcript has 4 exons. Lineage: Eukaryota; Viridiplantae; Streptophyta; Magnoliopsida; Brassicales; Brassicaceae.